AUUAGGUAUGCCUAACUUAGUCAACACUGUGAAGCUGGAGGGAUGUUUAGGUGCCCCAGGGUGAAAAUGCCCUCAUCAACCAAUCCCCUUGGCUGGUGGCGUCGUCUUGGUGGGCGUUUGUGUACGGGAUAGGGACCUUGGAAAGGGUGUCUGUGAAUUCGUCCGACGCCGUCGUUCGCUCGGCGGUACGGGAUCUCGCCGAAGGUCUAAUGAUGGCGUUUGAGCGCGAUAGAAGCCCUGUGCCUAAGGAGAACUGGCUGCGGUCGUGUCUGCCCCUGGCAUCCUUGGGAAAGUCUCGAGCAUAAAAGGACGGGGUAGUCGUGAUUCUCCUCGAGGUCAAAUAGACCAUCAACUUGACCGUAGACGCUUUUCUUACCCUCAUAUCAGCAAUGACUGGCUCACUCUGGGUUACUGCCAUCGAGUAUGGCUUCAUCAGCUUCGUCACCGUGCUGGCCGUCAAGUACUUUACUUCCCGGCGUGCGCUUCUCCAGCACGACGUCGCCAUGAAGUCGGCGCGUGAGCAGCGAGAUAUCGCCUCCUUCAAGGAAUGCGGCGCCACAGACCUGUCAAGCCGGCUGGCAGCGCGGGCGGCGCCCAACGCGAGGCUCGUCGACACGUUCGGCAUCGUCAACUCGUUCACCACCAGUAUGCCCGACGUCCACAGCAAGUUCCUGAGAGAAGCCAGGGGUUUCAUCAAUAGGAUGAACAACGAUGCCGGCUGGACCUCGUUCUCGCACACCGCGGACGGGGCCUUGGGCCGCGCCCUCGCCCGCUUCGGCGGCGACGCUGCCCCCGGAGCUGAUGUGCCUCUAGCGCGGAUUGCCCGCGUAUUCGUCUUCAUCACCAUCCUAGCUGCUCUCUUUGGCGUCAACCCGGACGCAGUCGACGUCGACGAUGCAGACGCGGCGACGCUGGCAAUCAACCGCCUCUGGGUGGCGUCUAAGAACUGGACACCUAACGGCGAAAACGGCAGUGCCUCGACGACCACGGCGCUGGCAGACGGUCUACAGCGGGACAAAGAAACGCUGGAGGAAGCUCUGCGACGCCUGCUGCCUAACCGCGUGUCGAGCGUGCCUGAGGACCACCCUUUGAACUUGAUCAUGCCAGCGUACGAGACAAUGUGGCGUGUCGCCCUGCUAGCCUUCGUCUCGGCCGGGUUCCGGGCUGGACGCGAGACGCGGCGGAUGUUCCACGAGGUGAUGGACAGUGUGCCUGAGUGCUUCAAGGAAGAAGGCGAGAAACAGGCUACGGCGCUGGCGUUUGCAAAGGAAGCACUACGUCUCUACCCGCCCACGAAGCGGAUCUACCGCGCGGCGCGAGCGUCCCCCUUGUCCUCCCAGCUCACGGGCCCGGCCUCCACCCCGCUCGUCACCGUCGCGGCCGACGUCGAGAAGAUCCAGCGCGACGUCCGGAUCUGGGGCGCGGACGCGGCGCGGUUCGUCCCGGCGCGGUUUCUCGGCGGCGGCUCCGACAGCAGCACGCGCGCGCGCCGCGCCGCGCCCCUGGCCGCUAGCGAGGCCUACAUGCCGUUCGGCGUCGCGCCGCACGAGUGCCCGGCGGCGCGCUCGCUCUUCGGCUACCGGGCGCUGGUCGUGCUCGCGGCGGCGCUGGGGCGGCGGCUCGGGACGGCGGGGACCGGGGCUAGCGUGGAGCUGCCGGCAGGGGGUUGCGAGGCGAACAGGGAGAGGGAGAAGGAGGAGGGGAAGCGGGUCGAGGAGCUGGACGACGAGGCGCUGGGCCCGCUGAGGUCUGGCAGAGAGGACAUGGAGGGGUGGGUGCUGACGAUGGCGGGCUAGGCCCAAGGAACGCGGCGAAGGGGUGCAGCACUAUAUGCUGCUAUCGUUGUGGUUGAUCGAGCGGAUGGUGUGGGUGGUGAUGGUGCGGCUACUUCUCACGGGCUCUCCCGGGCCCGAGGACGCGGGAGAGCCCGUGAGGAGUCCACGGCUAGUUCGAGGGAUUGUUGUUUAUGAGCAUUGAUUGCCUUUUUUUUAAAGGAGGAAAGGGAAAAGGGAAAGGAAAAGGAAAAGGAGGAGAGAUGACAACGGCGUUGGUAAAAUGGGUUACCUAGGUAAUGGAAAUGUAACGUAGCUUGGGUUAGGUACCUAGGUACCUAAUGCGGGUUACGUCGUUACGAGCAAAGGGCGGGAAAAGGAAUGACGGGGCGAUGACGGGGUGUUACAGGUUACCGACUACAGCUCGCGCGGCGUUACCUACUAUUCACUUUACCUGUACCUACUCAUACACAUGAGGCAGGAGAUUUUAUUCGUAUUAGCAAUAGAAAAGGCUUCAUUAGCGG
Durotheca rogersii is the source of this 2296-nucleotide messenger RNA. RefSeq lists its product as uncharacterized. The record is from RefSeq and is a predicted model, not a curated record. The transcript has 2 exons. NCBI's taxonomy places the organism in Eukaryota, Fungi, Ascomycota, Sordariomycetes, Xylariales, Xylariaceae. Gene Ontology annotation, molecular function: oxidoreductase activity, acting on paired donors, with incorporation or reduction of molecular oxygen; heme binding; iron ion binding. The coding region runs from base 390 to 1796 and encodes 468 amino acids.